GGCUGGAGCAGAGCCAGCAGGGCCCCCGUUCGGAGAGGAGGACCCAUAUCUCUGUCAGCGCCAGCAGCGCAGGGCCCCAUUAUCUCCACCAGGCAGGGGAGGCGUAUCCUUUUCCCCCCUCUGCACUCCCUACUCUCUCUCUGUCUCUCACCCAUACACCAAGUCACUAGACUACAACCUGCUUCAGACGACGCCCAUCAUCCACAGCCCAUGAGAUUUGCAGCGAGAGCGGAGCCGCCACCUCCGUCGCGCGCCUUUCUCGCUCGAGAGGAAUUCAUUUGCGCUUUGUUAUUGUCGGGCUGUGCGCGCAGGCUGCCCGCGGCAUCACCUCACCAUUAACAGUCAAGAGCGCCAGUCGGUCAGAGGAGGAAGAAGGAGAAGAAGAGGAGAAGAGGGAGAAGGAGCAGGAGGAGGAGGAGGAGGCGGAGGAGAGGAAGGGCUGGCAGAGAAUUCCGGAUUGACGCUGAGAAAUAAACAAGAAGACACCCUGUUGGGAAAACAUCUGCGGAUCUGCAACUGAGAUGGCUGAGGUGUCACAAGAGGAAAGACUCCAGGCCAUUGCUGAGAAAAGGAAGAAGCAGACAGAGAUUGAAAACAAGAGGAGGCAGCUGGAUGAUGACCGAAGGCAACUCCAGCAUCUCAAGUCAAAGUCGCUGAGAGAGCGCUGGUUGUUAGAUGGAGCUCCAGCGGAGGAGGAGACUCAGAAGCGCCUGCACGAGGACGAGGUGAAGACCAAACUUCUGGAGCAGGUCAUCCUCAGGCUGGAGCGAGAAAUCGAAGAACUGGAGACAGACGAGCCAGCAAGUAAGGGCGUGGCCAAAGAAAAUGGAGGUGAAAAUGGAGUAGUGCAGACCUCUGGUCAGACCCCCAAGAGAGAGGUGACCGGCAUUGAGGCCAAGCUGCUGGGUCCCAGUCCUGAUCAGGCCAGCGCAGACAACCCUGUCACUCUGGUGUUCAUGGGCUACAAGACCGUGGAAGAGGAGCAGGAGACUGGCACGGCGCUGGGAAUGGAAGGCGUGGACGGCAACGUGAAGGCUGAGUUUGUUGUGAUCGAGGACGGGGAGGGGAAAGCAGGGGGCGAGGCCGCCACAGAAGAGCAGGCCCCGCCCAACGGGAGCAUGGCCGAGAAGGAGAAGGCCAACGGAGGUGGUGAGGAGGGGGAGAAGGAAAAGGAGAAGAAACAGACCUGCAAAUGCUGCACGGUCAUGUGAGCUGCCUGUGUGUGUGUGCGUGUGUGUGUUUGUGGAUGAGUGCACACCUGCGUCUGUGCAGCUGUGUGUGUGCCAUUUUAUGUGACUGUGUUUGGAGAUGUGUGUAGCUUCGCCUGUGUGUGUCUGUGUGUGUGUGUGUGUGUGUGUGUGUGUGCGCGUGCGUGUGUGUCAGGACUGGAAAAAAAAACAAAACAAAAAACAGAAGUACACAGCCAACAUACCAACAAUGAGAGCAGUGCGAGGCAACGCGCGCUCCAGCGACAACAAGAACCACAAAGACUCAUAAGUACACUUUACUCUGUAUACUUUCUCUGAUAUGUAUUUGACUUUUGAUUUCUAUUGAUAUUUUUCUAUUUUUCUGUCUUGACAUUUAUAUUGUAUUCAGUAUGUAUAUCUUUAUUAUGGAACUGUGUACUGUAAGUUCAUUGUUAUUGUCGGGGGGGGGGGGGGGGGAGGGGUAAAAAGAUACUGUAUUAGCUCUCUGGAUUGUACUGCUACGCCCCUGGGAGAAAUCUGGAAACCAAUUGGAGUCAAAACAGCAAAAUAUGACGGACACAGACACCUAAAUAUAUAUUUCUCUGUGUAGGCCUGCCAACUAUUUAUCAGUCAAUUUCAUAUUACAAUAUUGUCUAAGAUAUUAUUUUAAAUAGUAUUUUAAUAUAUUGAUAUGAAAUUAUGUUUUAUACAAUGUAUUUAUUGUUUUUUCCUCUCUCUCUCUCUCUCUCUUUCUCUCUAUCUCUCUCUAUAUAUAUAUAUAUCAUCUCCAACCAUUAACUGCAUGUAAAUGCUUGUAAGCACUACCAGAUUCGCGUAACAAUCAUUGCAUAUCUUGUGCUCAUAUCUUUAGUCACACAAGUCGUGCUGUCACCGAGAGUCAAUCUAAAUUGGCAGCGUUAGGGACAUGCGUUAAGUUUGCUUAGGGACGUACAGCUCGGAGCUUCUCAUAGUUGCUGUGUGUGUGUGUGUGUGUGUGUGAGUGACACGUGUACAUGACAAAGAUAAUAAGAUGGACGCGUACAUUUUGAUCACAUGUAUAGAAGUAUUUUUUGGCUCUCUCUCUCUCUCUUCCUCAGUGUAAAUCUUCCAAGGUAGCACUGCAUGAAGCCUUGCAACAUUGAUGAGCGUCUUGUCACUUGUUAGGUCUUUAUUAUUAUGCUGUCAAGUCCACGCGUGAAUGUAAAAACCAGGGGUUAAAUUGGGAUUAGUUACUACCGUAACGACAAGAGUCUUUUUUGUCUCUUUAUGAACCAAAUAAAAAUCUGAUGAUUCUGUAAUUUCACUGUGUGUCGAUCGGCUGCUGGUCUGUGUCCUCCUCACUCCCAGUUUAACCCCUGAUUCCUCCUCUGUAUACAAGUUAGUACUUGGAAUAGAUUUUCACAUCAUAAGAUAUUUGGGAUUUAGCCUUUCAUUUGCGGUGACCUUAAAACUUGUGUGGCUAAGAACAGAAUAUGAAGAAUAGAUUAACCCCAGGUGUCCGAGGGUAUUUUAGUCAUUAUUGCAAUAGAAAUAAUAUAUUACGUGAGAAAGUAAAUAGUCUUUAACUAUUUAAUCUGCAGAUUGCUAGCAUUAAAUAUCAAAGCAUAUAUAUACGCCAUUGCCAUUCAAAGCCCUGGAAGCCUGUUUGUUGUCUUUGUGUCUUCCUUCAUUUGUCAGACUUCUGCUCGUCCAUGUUCAUCUGCACAACAUCGCCGUUUUCUCAUGGUCUCACUCUUACUUUUUCUCGGUUCAGUUCACACAGAUCCAUCUUCUAAACUCAGAGACACGCAGUUAAAAAAAAACUCUGAAGUUGGUGCUAAACUCUCCAUCCCAUCCGCCAACUAUUGUCCUGCUUGUUCCCCCCCUUCUUUCACAAAUGAAGUGAGGCGGGGUUUGUGGGAAUCUACUGCCUCCUGUAUAGACUUGUUGAAUGAAAGAGUUUCUUGCAGCCUUCAGUGCCAGACGCAUUUUCCUCAAGUCCUGCCUCCAUUUACCAUCAAAGAAGUGACCUGCCAUUAACAUUCCAACGGGAGGUCAACAAACGGACGAAACAUAGCCUACGCGUUCCAUGUGUACAGUUUCACUGCAAUUGUACAUCUUGCGGCAUUGUUUCUUUUAUUGACUCUCAUGUCUUUUUUUUUCGUUUCAUGUGGCCUUUUUAGUGGAUAAUAUGUGUUGUGUUUUUUUUUUUUAAAGAAAAAAGUGUAUUGUUGGUGCCUUUGUCAGGUUCAGUUGGUUAGACUUGUCUGUCUGUCUGUCUGUCUGUUUCUUUGUUCUUGCUCUGCUCCUGGUCAUGAUGACCCAGUGUAAACACUGCCCUCUACUCCGGACUGUCACUACAGUAUGGUAGAAUAUUACACUUUAUCUACAUCUAUACAUAAGUGCGUUUCAAACUUUGUAUCCUGUACCCAUUUUUUUUUUUUAACUGUUUGAGGUUUUUAAUCAUCAUUAUUAUAUACAGACAAGAAACAGCCAACAUAUAUGUAAGGCAUUACACAUUAUGUAAUGCCUUACAUAUAAGUUAACCUAUGCAGAUUAAGUGUCAGUCAGUGUACAUACAGUGUAUACACAUGUACAUGUGUGUGUAUAGCUACAAAUAACCUGUACGUUUAACCUGUAAGUCAAAUUCAGCAAACUAAGGCUUUGCUUGAUAGUGGGUCUCUGGGACAGCAGCAGGAAAAAAAAGCAAACUUGUGUUAGACCAAUGCCUGUUCAUCUAUUCUGUGGUCGUCUAAAUGUUAAAUCUUGAAUAAAACUACUCUUUGUUUA
Molecule: messenger RNA, 3956 nt
Organism: Solea solea (common sole)
Lineage: Eukaryota; Metazoa; Chordata; Actinopteri; Pleuronectiformes; Soleidae
Gene: palm1b
Product: paralemmin 1b
Exons: 6
Coding region: 522-1211 (229 amino acids)
Biological process (GO): regulation of cell shape
Cellular component (GO): membrane
Source: RefSeq, a predicted model, not a curated record